Messenger RNA from Dermochelys coriacea (leatherback sea turtle), 2116 nucleotides. It is a transcript of the gene SDC2, whose product is annotated as syndecan 2. The record is from RefSeq and is a predicted model, not a curated record. Gene Ontology annotation, cellular component: cell surface; membrane. Lineage: Eukaryota; Metazoa; Chordata; Testudines; Dermochelyidae. The transcript is spliced from 5 exons. Gene Ontology annotation, biological process: cell migration. Bases 459 to 1073 code for a protein of 204 amino acids.
UCGCCCUGCUGCCUCCUCUCACACGCGGAGGGGGAGGCAGACUCUGGACUGAGGGAGAAGGGAGCAGACGGGGACCUGCAAAGCUCUGCUCUCCCAGCCGCUGCCUCCGCGCUCCCAAACUUUUGCUCCCUCAUUUAUUGAUGCGGCUGAAACGGUGUCGGGAAAAAUAACCCCCCCCCCCCACCUCCCCCGCCCCGGGCAGGAGGGAGACCAACCAACUCCGCCCCGUGUCUAGUGGGAUUCCUGCCUGCAGGCAGCCAACAAGUGAGAAGCGGCGGCGCCAGAGGCGGCUGCGGGAGGGAGGGAGCGGAGCGCCGCGCCGCGCCGCGCCGCGCCCGGGGUCCCUGCUGCUGCUGCUGCUGGUGCUGCGGGCUCUGGUGGCGGCGAAGCAGCCGGGGAGCGCUCGGCGGCUGGGUUUGGCCUGAAGCGGCAGCUGCCUCGCCUGCGCCCCGGGAAUAAUGCGGAGCGCGUGGAUACUGCUCACUUGUGGCUUGGUGGCCUACGGGUCCGGGGAGUCGAGAGCAGAGUUGACCUCUGAUAAAGACCUGUAUCUCGACAACAGCUCUGUUGAAGAAGCAUCAGGUGUCUAUCCAAUUGACGACGACGAUUAUUCUUCUGGGUCUGGCUCAGGAGCGGAAGAAGAUGAAGGUAACACAGUAAUAGCAACGUCUAGAACACUUCCAAAGAUACCAUCAACUAGUGAUGCACCUAAAGCUGAGACAACUACACUGAAAACACAGACCAAGAUUCCUGCACAAACCAAGUCACCUGAAGAAAUUGAUGACAAAGAGAAAAUUCACAAGACUAACUCUAAUGCUAACAAAAAUAAGAACGACCCAGGUGAUGACGCUGAUGUAUUUACUGAGAAGCACUCAGAAAACCUCUUUCAGAGAACAGAAGUACUUGCAGCUGUUAUUGCUGGUGGAGUUAUUGGCUUUCUCUUCGCAAUUUUCCUUAUCUUGCUGUUGGUAUAUCGCAUGAGGAAGAAGGAUGAAGGCAGCUACGACCUUGGUGAACGUAAACCAUCCAGUGCUGCCUAUCAAAAGGCACCUACUAAGGAGUUUUAUGCAUAAAAUUCCUACUUAGUGUCUCUAUUUAUGAGAUCACUGAACUCUUUUAAAUAAAGCUUUUGCAUAGAAUAAUGAAGAUCUUUUUUUCUUUAAAGAGCCAUUAUGGCACCUUUAUGAUAAAAUCCCAUUGUAUUUAAAACUUUCCAUGUAUUCCUUUAAAAAAAAUGUAAAAUGAAAACUUAACAUUUGCUGUGUUCUGUGAAUAACAGUGGUAAAGCAUUAUUUUAUAAAACCAUUGAUGUUCACUGAAUCAUUUUUAAAACUUUAUGCAUAAAUAUAAAAUAAUGAAAAUGAUUGUUUUAUCCUAUGGCUCAAUGAAAGUUGUUUAAUUUUUGUCAGCAUGUCUCAGAUUGAUCUUACAAGUUAGUUUUUAUUUCAUUAAUUUAUCUGUUUCCAAAAAAUGCCUUUUUGUAGUUGUCAUGGUGCAAUUUGUCUUCGGAUAAUUCAGAUAACAGUAACUUUUAGUGCAAGUGUAAUUUUUCAGCUAUGUAAACUUUAAUCUCCACUUUGUAUAAAUUUGUGUCCGAAUAUCAAUUUUACACUUUGCAUUGUUUCUCAAAGUAACUGUAGCUUCAGUGAAAUUGUAACAGCAAAUUAAUGUGUAAAAUUGGAUUAUUACUACAAACUGUAUAGUCAUAUCCUUACUAAACAAAUCUUUAAGGAAGAUUUGAAGUAAGCUACUGACAAGCCUAAGCAAACCCAAAGACUCUAACAGUAUUCUGAGAAGUUGCUGCAGAUUUCUAUGGCCACUGUAUUUGUUAAUUUCUUGCAAUCUGAAGUUAUAAGUAGGGGUUUAAAAAUCAAUUUUUGUUCUUAAAAAUACAUUUAAGUUGUAAACGUCUUUUAAAGCCUUUUGAAGUGCCUAUGAUUCUACGUAACUCGUCGCAGACUGGUGUUAAUGAAUAUAUAACAGUAAAAGAAAAUGUUGGUAUUUUAUAAGCACAGCCAGUUCUAAUGGUAACUUUUGUAGUCUUACAUGGAUAGACAUAAACUGUAAUUUGGGAACAUAAACACUACUGAAUAAAUCAUGUGGCCUAAUACUGAAA